Pongo pygmaeus (Bornean orangutan) is the source of this 1393-nucleotide messenger RNA. It is a transcript of the gene CMTM1, whose product is annotated as CKLF like MARVEL transmembrane domain containing 1. The transcript has 4 exons. Gene Ontology annotation, cellular component: membrane. Lineage: Eukaryota; Metazoa; Chordata; Mammalia; Primates; Hominidae. The coding region runs from base 387 to 1262 and encodes 291 amino acids. The record is from RefSeq and is a predicted model, not a curated record.
CACUACUGUAACUUCCAAGGGAGCGCUGGGAGCAGCGGGAUCGGGUUUUCCGGCACCCGGGCCUGGGUGGCAGGGAACAAUGUGCCAGGAUCCGCCUCAGGGAUCUUUGAAUCUCUUUACUGCCUGGCUGGCCGGCAGCUCCGAGGUGUGGGGUUGCAGAGAUUUUGAAUUCUCAGGCUAGGCGGUGGCAUUGCACCCCCUGUGGCAAUGCACCCCCUGUGGCAAUGAGGGUGGCUGAAGGGCUCGGCUUGUCGGUGGGGCAGCGAGCGCCGGAUGCACGCGCCGGGGAGGUAGCCAACAGCCGUUGGGACGCAACGCUCGUUCCCAGGGGAGAGCCAGCCGCUGCCGCGGCACUGGUUCAGACGGCCAGGCCCUAGGGACCCACCAUGGAUCCUGAACACGCCAAACCUGAGUCAUCCGAGGCACCUUCAGGGAACUUGAAACAACCAGAGACUGCCGCAGCCCUGGCAAGUAGCGGCAGCGUAGUGAGUUCUGUACCGAAGGCACAGCGCAACAUCUCAGCGAAGACCGCACCCCGGAAGCACCCCGCAGUCUCAAUUCGCAGUGCGCAGUCCGCAGCCGCCGCACGUCCCCAAGGCAGUGAGGGCACCGCACCCUCAAGGAAAGCUACCACACGCCCACCCCCAAAGCCCACACUCCUACCCCCAAGGCCCUCUGCACACACUGAAUCCAAACUCUUAAAUGAGACGGCAAUCAAAGAGCGCGCGGAGGGCCGAGCCAAAGUCCCGUACAAAUUCAGGGACAGCCUCAAGCGUUUCUCCUUCUCGCCCACUGGAAUGUUGAAGAUCCUGAGACUGGUGAGCGGAGAGCUGAGUCUUAUCAUAGGAGCAUUAGCUUGUUUCAUCAUCGCCCAAGCCAAUGAGUCAUUUAUAACAAUCACAAGUCUGGAAAUCUGCAUUGUCAUUUUUUUUAUUCUAAUAUAUGUGCUAACCCUUCACCACUUGCUGACCUAUUUACAUUGGCCCUUACUUGAUCUUACCAACAGUAUCAUUACAGCUGUGUUCCUUUCAGUAGUUGCCAUCUUGGCCAUGCAAGAAAAGAAAAGAAGGCAUUUACUCUAUGUCGGGGGGUCCCUGUGUCUCACAGCGGUAAUCGUGUGUUGCAUCGAAGCGUUUGUGGUCACCAAGGAGAUGAGGACUAACUUGAAAAGAUUCCUGGGAGUCGAAGUUGAAAGCAAGCUUUCCCCCGCCAAGGACGCCUACCCCGAAACCGGCCCCGACGCCCCGCAGAGGCCCGCCUGAAGCCAGCCCCGCGCCCUAGCAGAUGCACGUGUCUGUCGAAUCGCUGCCUCCGAGCCCACCCCCGAGCUCGCGUGCUGUCACCCAUUCCAGCCUAAAUGUGACCAUAAAAUAGGGCUGCUGCUUUUAUCGAG